Messenger RNA from Aphidius gifuensis, 3043 nucleotides. RefSeq names its product ATP-binding cassette sub-family B member 6 (gene Hmt-1). The transcript has 6 exons. The coding region runs from base 272 to 2827 and encodes 851 amino acids. Gene Ontology annotation, molecular function: heme binding; ATP hydrolysis activity; ABC-type heme transporter activity. NCBI's taxonomy places the organism in Eukaryota, Metazoa, Arthropoda, Insecta, Hymenoptera, Braconidae. The record is from RefSeq and is a predicted model, not a curated record. Gene Ontology annotation, biological process: transmembrane transport; heme transport. Gene Ontology annotation, cellular component: membrane.
AUAUCUGGUCAUAUCUGUGAAAUGACAGGUAAAAAAUUUUUCAUGACUGAUUUAUAGUCACUAGCGGCAGAAUGACUUUUUGAAACAUCAAAUUAUUGUAUUAAGCUUAAUUGAAUUAUUUAUUUUUCGAUAUUAAAUAUUCAACAAUAAAAAAAUCAAUGUGCAUUAUUUCUCUUCAAGUCAACUUUUACACAUAUAAAUUUUAGUAAAAUUAUAUUAUUUAAAAUAAUAAAAAUACCUGAAUAAUACUGUAUAAUAGUAAAAUUAAAAAAUGGAAAAUAUAACAACAAAUUAUUGUCCACCAAAUGUUACUUUUGGACAAAUAUGGGUGGCCAAUGGAAUAUCAAAAUGUUUUACAGAUACAGUCACAAUUUCAGUAUUGACAAUUUAUUUAUUUAUUUUUGGAACAGCACAGUUAUGGGUUUAUAAAAAAUAUGGUACUUCAGUUGAUCAUAAUUCAAUAGCUAAAAGUAAAUUAUACAAUCUUCAAAAAAUAUUACUUUACCUUGUACCUUUGCUUAGUUUAAUAAGAAUAAUACUUCAAGCAACAAUUCUUAAUGAAAAAAAAAUAUUUGGCUAUAUGAUUUUAAAUACGUUAUUGACACUGAUUGUUUAUCCAUAUUCUGUUCACAUUUUAAGAAUUGAAAGACAUAAACGAUUGCCAAGUGUUCCACCACAUGGUCAUGGUCUUGUUUUACUGGGUUUUUGGACACUAGCUUUUAUCGGUGAAAAUUUUCCUUUUAUGAACAUUGGAAAAUCAGAAUGGUGGUUUUAUUUAAACACGCCUAGCGAUCAAAUAGAGAUGGCUCUGUUUGUUUUAAGAUAUCUCAGUAAUCUCAUGAUAUUUGCAUUGGGCUUGCGAGCACCUGGUAUCAUUGAUAAUUCAGAACAAAAUUACAGUUCACUUAAUGAAGACAUGCAUCCAGGAUUAAGUUUUUAUCGAAAUCGUCCUGAUGAUAACUCAUCAACAUGGAAAAAUGCAUGGUACAAAAUAAAAAUAUUAGCACCAUUUCUUUGGCCAAAAAAAUCAAUACUUCUUCAAUUGAGAGUUAUAUGUUGUUUUGGUCUACUUGCUGCUGGACGAGCUAUAAAUCUUUAUGUUCCAAUUUAUAAUAAAAAAAUUGUUGACAGUGUAACAGAUACUCCAAUUGAAUUUAGAUGGGAUUUGGUAUUAAUUUAUGUGGCAUUUAAAUUUCUUCAAGGUGGUGGAACUGGUGGUAUGGGUGUAUUAAAUAAUUUAAGAUCAUUUUUAUGGAUACGAAUACAACAAUAUACAACUUGUGAAGUUGAAGUUGAAUUAUUUCGUCAUCUUCAUAGUUUAAGUUUACGAUGGCAUCUAGGAAGAAAAACUGGUGAAGUAUUACGAAUAAUGGAUAGAGGAACUGACUCAAUUAAUAAUCUUCUAAAUUAUAUACUAUUUUCAAUAAUACCAACAAUUGUUGAUAUUAUUAUUGCAAUUAUAUUUUUUGUAAGUGCAUUUAACAAAUGGUUUGGUUUAAUUGUAUUUUCAACAAUGGCAUUGUAUAUUAUUGUAACUAUACUUGUUACUGAAUGGAGAACAAAAUUUCAAAGACGUAUGAAUCUUGCUGAUAAUGCAAGAAAUGCCAAAAGUGUUGAUAGUUUAUUAAAUUUUGAAACUGUCAAAUAUUAUGGAGCUGAAAAAUAUGAAGUUGAUGGUUACAGAGAUGCUAUUAAUACUUUUCAAAUUGAAGAAUGGAAAUGUUUAAUUACACUUAAUAUAUUAAAUACAAUGCAAAAUGUUAUUAUUUCUGGUGGACUUUUGGCUGGUUCAUUGCUUUGUCUUCAUACAAUUGUCAUUGAAAAAACUCUUACAAUCGGAGACUAUGUUUUAUUUGCCAGUUACAUAAUUCAAUUGUAUGUACCACUCAAUUGGUUUGGUACAUAUUACAGAGCUAUACAAAAAAAUUUUGUCGAUAUGGAAAAUAUGUUUGAAUUGUUGAGAGAAAAUCAAGAAAUAAUUGAUGCACCAGGAGCUAGUAUAUUGAAUGUCAAACGAGGACAAGUUGAAUUUAAUAAUGUAUCAUUUGGCUAUACUCAGGAUAAAAUAAUAUUAAAAAAUAUAAGUUUUGUUGCACCAGCUGGUAAAACAAUAGCUUUUGUUGGUCAAUCUGGUGCUGGAAAAUCAACAAUAAUGAGAUUAUUAUUUAGAUUUUAUGAUGUUGAACAAGGUUCAAUUUUAAUUGAUGAUCAAAAUGUUAAAACAGUUAAACAAGAAACAUUAAGAAGUGCCAUAGGAGUUGUACCACAAGAUACAGUUUUAUUUAAUAAUACAAUUAAAUAUAAUAUUCAAUAUGGUAGAAUUGAUGCACCAGAAGCUGAUGUUAUUGCAGCAGCAAAAGCAGCUGAUAUACAUGAUAGAAUAUUAACAUUUCCUGAAAGUUAUGAGACACAAGUUGGUGAACGUGGUUUACGUUUAAGUGGUGGUGAAAAACAACGUGUUGCUAUUGCUAGAACAAUGUUAAAAGCACCAAAAAUUGUACUACUUGAUGAGGCUACAAGUGCACUUGAUACACAAACUGAAAGAAAUAUACAAUCAGCAUUAAAUCGUAUUUGUAAUAAUCGUACGACAAUUAUUAUUGCACAUAGAUUAUCAACAAUUAUUCAUGCUGAUGAAAUACUUGUAUUAAAAGAAGGAGAAAUUGUUGAACGAGGAAAACAUGAAGAGCUCAUUUCAAUUGAAGGUGUUUAUCAUUCUAUGUGGCAAGCACAAUUGCAAAAAGAUCCUGAACUCAGUGAAGAUGAUUCCAGUGAUAAAAAUAAUGUUAAUGUAGUUGUAAAAAGUGGAAAGUCAUACGGCCAUCCUUAGUAGAAAAAUUAUAUCUUUUUUUUUUUUUUUUUUUUACUAGAACAUUUAAAAUUUAAAAAAAAAAAAAAAAAAAAAGACUGACAAUAAUAAAUUUUUAAAUGAAGUUAGGUGAUGGUGAGAAAAUUUAUUAAAUUAACAAUUUUAAUUAAUUCAAACAUUGUAUAUAAAUUUGUUGAUUAAUUUAUCUUUCAAAUAAAAGGAAAAAUUUUUAUAAAA